CGUUCAAAGCCGCCUACUUUUUUUUUCCUCACAGACGUUUGUUAAAAGAUCAAUUAUUUUCAAAUUUGUAUAAAGGUAGAGAUGUGGUAAAUACAAUUCUUGAUUAUAAUUUGUAUAGUUUUAGAAAGAGAGAGAAAAAGAGAGAGAGGAAAUGUCAGCUGAUCUGGAAUCUAUAUCAGAAGCGACUUCUGGAGCCAUUGGAGCUCUAGUUAGCACUACUAUCUUGUAUCCUCUUGACACCUGCAAAGCUAAGUACCAAGCAGAGGUUCAAGCUCAUGGUCUCCGUAAAUACAGUAAUCUCUCUGAUGUUCUGGUGGAGGCAAUAUCAAAAGGUAAGAUACUAUCACUGUACCAAGGUCUGGGAACCAAGAACUUGCAAUCUUUCAUUGCGCAGUUUGUGUAUUUCUAUGGAUAUAGCUACUUUAAGAGACUCUAUUUGGAGAAAAGUGGUUCCAAAUCCAUUGGAACAACAGCCAAUUUGCUAAUUGCAGCUGCAGCUGGCGCUUGUACAGCCAUAACAACUCAGCCACUGGAUACUGCUUCCUCAAGGAUGCAGACAAGUGCAUUUGGGAAAUCAAAAAGCCUUUGGAAAACACUUACAGAAGGUAGUUGGAGUGAAGCAUUUGAUGGCCUUGGGAUUUCUUUACUAUUGACAUCCAACCCUGCCAUUCAGUAUACAGUUUUUGAUCAACUUAAACAACGAUUGCUGAAAGAUAAAGAGAAGACAACAGAGAAAGGCACAUCAUCGCCUGUUGUACUUUCUGCAUUCUCUGCUUUUGUAUUAGGUGCACUGUCAAAGAGCAUAGCCACUGUUCUAACCUAUCCAGCGAUCAGGUGUAAGGUGAUGAUUCAAGCAGCAGACAAUGACGAGGAUAAGAAGGCUGAACCUAAAUCAAGUAAGACAAUCAGUGGUGUCAUAUGCUCUAUCUGGAAAAAAGAAGGAUUCUUGGGUUUCUUCAAGGGAUUACAUGCUCAAAUCCUCAAAACAGUGUUAAGCUCUGCAUUGCUUCUAAUGAUCAAGGAAAAGAUCUCUGCCACAACUUGGGUCCUCAUACUUUCACUUAGGAGAUUUCUGCUGCUCAGGCAGAGAAAGCUAAAAAGUGCUUAAAUUGUGAUCAUUUAAGCUGAGUCUGUGUGAAAAAAAAGCUUAUAUGAGAAAUCAGAAGAACAAAAGGGAGUUCAUUGCAAGGUUGCAGUCUAAGUAGUUAGUUCCAAUUACAGUCUGCAAGGUGCUCUAGCAGAAUGAUGAAUUUAAGAGAACAAUAUGAUAGUUUUUGGUCUUCUUAGAAGAGAAUAAUUUGACUAAGAUUUUUUUUUUCUUCUUUUGAUAACGUUAGAAUAAUCUGGUUAAAGAAUCUCUUUUUAGUUACUCUGGAACAAGUCUUUAGAAGAAAUAUUGGGGUUUUACUUCUGGUGGCAACAUGAUUGCACCUACUUU
Molecule: messenger RNA, 1438 nt
Organism: Solanum stenotomum
Lineage: Eukaryota; Viridiplantae; Streptophyta; Magnoliopsida; Solanales; Solanaceae
Product: peroxisomal adenine nucleotide carrier 1-like
Exons: 5
Coding region: 152-1108 (318 amino acids)
Biological process (GO): ADP transport; fatty acid beta-oxidation; peroxisome organization
Cellular component (GO): peroxisomal membrane
Molecular function (GO): ATP transmembrane transporter activity; ADP transmembrane transporter activity
Source: RefSeq, a predicted model, not a curated record